UCCGCCCUGAGCAAAAAGCCGUUGCCUUGGCUGCGAGCCGCGCUUUCCUCGCCCCGCCCACCGUCGCGGUUCUGAGGCGGCCGUUGGCGGCUCGCGCGGACGGCCUUCUCCCCCCACCACCACCCCCAGUUCUAGCCAAUGGGCCGUUGAAUGUCUGUCAGGGGCCGCUUUCGUUUCCCGGCGAGAGGGAGUCCAGUCGGCCGGCGGCUGCGCCCCCCGAGAGCCCCGCCGCCGCCGCCGCCGCCCCGCUUCCCUUCCCCCGGCCUCCGCCGACAGGGAUGAAGAGGCUGAAGGGGAUCUUGAAGCUCAAGAAGAGGCGGGCGGCGGAGCAGCAGCCGGCCUCGUCGGCGUCCAGCGAAGCGGGCGGCGAGGUUGUCGUGUCCGCCUGCGCCUCGUGCCUCGCCAGGGAUGGCGCCUACGUGGUGCGGAAGAAAGAGUUGGGCCAGCUGCACCGGGCAGCGGCCGAAGGGAGCCUGGGCGACGUGCAGCGGCUCGUGCAGAGGCACGACAUCAACGAGCCGGAUAAGGACUCCAGAACACCUUUGCAUCUGGCCUGUGCCGGUGGAUAUACAGAUAUUGUUGCUUUCUUGGUAGGCAACAAAUGCCAACUAAAUUUCCGUGAUAAUGAAGGGAAGACUCCAUUAAUGAAGGCUGUACAAUGCCAGCAGGAAUUUUGUGCAAUUUAUCUGCUUGAGAACGGAGCAGACCCUAAUAUUGUGGAUGCACACAGUAAUACUGCCCUCCACUUUGCUGCUGCUAAUUCUGGUAUAGCUAUUACAAAACAUCUCCUUAAAUAUAAUGCUGAUAUUGAAGCACAGAAUGAGGAUGGGAAUACUCCUCUAAUUGUUGCUGUCACAGAAAACAAUCGAGAAAUUGUAGAGUUUCUUUUGGAAGAAGGAGCUUCUGUAAAUGCCACAGAUAAUUCAGGAAGAACUGCACUGUUGACUGCUGCUUCUGAAAAAAACCGUGAUUUAACAAACAUUCUUCUUCGACAUGGCUCAGAUGUUUUUCAUAGAGAUGGAAGUGGAUGGUCAACAAAGGAUUAUGCUCUGAAUAGCGGAGAUUCCAUUCUUCUGCAAUAUGUAUCUGAAUUUUCUAACUACAAAAAUAAAGAACAGAGCUCUGGAGAUCAAAAAAUCUUAACUUUAUUGAGCAGCCCAGAAAAACCUGGCUAUUCUGGCAUGUUGGGCGCACCAGCUACAAACAAAGAAGAUAGACAAGUGCACCUGGCACUCAGUCAAACAGCAGGAGAUUCAGGGAAAGUUAUUGACGACCAUUCCUUUGGAGAUUCAUUCAGAGAUUCUGGAAAAGCAGAUAAUGACAGCUGGAUUUCUUCAGAAGAAGAAGAUUUCAGUCCUAAGAAACCAGAGAAACCAAGUUUGGCUCAGAUAAUUAAUCUUUCCCAGCAAAUCAAGAAAAAUGACAAUGAAAAUAAUCAAUCAUCAAAAGAAAAUAUACAAGCAGUAUCCGUUAAUUCCCCAAAGCAAGAAUUGAAUGAUCCAAAUGAUUCUUCAAUCAUUGAAGAGGAAGAAUGUGAGGAGGAGGAGGAGGAGGAGGAGGAAGAAGACGAGGAAGAGGAGGAGGAGGAGGAGGAAGAAGAAGAAGAAGAGGAGGAGGAGGAAGAGGAGGAAGAGGAAGAAGACGUGGAAGAGGAAGAAGAAGAGGAAGGAGAGGAGGAGGAAGAAGAGGGGAUAAAGGCAGAAAUGGAAGAUAACUUCAGUGAAGAAAAGGAGAAUAAUUUUAGUGAGGAAAACAUAGAAGAAAGUUUGGGCAAGAUAGAAAAUGUGAAAGGGGAAUAUUUUGAAAAACUAGAAGGAAGAAAAUCUAUUGCAUCCAGUGAGCUUAAGCAGGAGGGAAAUGCUUCUAAUAGUAAUAAUGAAAUAGAUUUACAAAACGAAGGACUGAAAGAAUCUGUUGGCGUCCCUGUGUCUUUUAUUGAUGGGCAAUAUGAGCGUUCAGAUGAAAAUAGAACCAUUAGCAGUGUAAAUAAUGAACUGUCCAAUUGUUCAUUUGAAAAAGAAAAAAGUUCUAAAUAUGAAGACCAAUUCCAAGAAAAUGAGAAAAACACCAAUAUUUCACAUGAGAGCCCCAAAAAAGUUUUUCCUUCAUCUGAGAUUUUUGAAGCAACCAAAGAUUGUACAAAAGAUGCAUUUUCAUCUCCCUCAAACAGUUGCCGUGAUAACGGGGUAGAUUCAAACAUGGGUGAUGACAUUCAAAACGUUGAUGAUCCUGGGUCUGAGACAGAACUUGAAAAACACAAAUCUAGAAAACAGAAUUCCAAGGAUGCUGAUCUUUUGGAUAAUCUUGGAGAAGAACAGUUCAGGGAUUCAGAAGAACUGGAAGAAGCAGUAUGUGAACCACUAGUUCAGAAAAGUGAGAAUAUUGAGGAAGAAAAUCUAAAAGCUUUUCAACCUAGUACCAAAGGAGAAUCUUCAGAGGAAGAUGCUGAGGAAGAAGAUGACGAAGAGAAAGAUGGGGGAAAAUCAGAUGUUGUCGAUAAAAAAAGGAUACAUAUCGGUAGCCCUCAGAAUCCCCUACAAGAUGGUGCUGUUAAAAAGGCUGCAUUGACAUUUGGAAUGUAUGAGGAAGAGGAAGAGGAAGAAUCUUCAUGGACUUCAAAGCCAAAGUCUGAUAAAGCUAACUUCAAACAUGAUGCUGAUCCUCAGAGGGCAGAAAGCAAAGAAAAGCAAAAAUCAGAUUUAAUGGAAGAACUUGGACUAGACGCUGCAGAUGAUCUUGAAGAUACAUCUGACUGGGAUUCUACCAGUAAUUCAUUGAGGACUGUUCCUUCUGCUAAACCGUUUAGCUCUCUGAUGCAAGAUGAUGCAUCUCCACUACAAUUAACUAAAAAUGAUUCUGCAAGCAAUACUGGUGUUGUUGGGAGAGCAGAAGAGUUAUCUGAUGUUCGAACAAGAAGUGCUUCAAAAGAUCAAUGUAAUGAACAAAAAGGCAUGAAAGAAUUAGAAAAAGAUGAGAACAAGGAUAUAAAUAUAAUAGGCACAUCCAACUCUAUAGAGAAACCACCACCUGAAAAUCAGACUGAGAAGGCAGAAAUUGCAUAUACUUGUGAUGAAAAGAAAACGGAAGCAGCUGUUUACAAUGCUGAAUCAAACAAUAAAUACAAUCAUUUGUAUUCAACACUCUGGGAAGAAAGAUAUGAAAAAAUGUGGGUUGCAAGUGAGAAAAGGGAAGUCAAAACACAUUUUAAGAGCAUUACAGCAGAACUAAAGCAGAUGUUCGGCGAAGUUAAUGGAAAUGAGAAAAUAUGCAGUACUACUGAGGAAGGAAUAUCGCAAGAUGGCUUCAGUGGUGUAUUAGAGGGUACGAAAGAAUCACCAUCACCUCAUCUGUCUAAAGGUACCAUUGGUAUACAUGGAAAGAGUGAUGGAGAGUCAAACUCUGUGAUCACAGAAAUGGAAUUCAAUACUGAAAACACAAUUUUAUAUCCCCAAAAUUCCAUUUCUCAGAAGCCUCUUUUUAAACUGUGUAAGAAUGAAAAUCAGAAUAUUGAGCAGCAUUGGAACUCACAUGAUGAGGCAUUGUCCAAUAAUACAGGAGGUACAAAAGUGAAUCUAGGUGAAGAAAGGAGUGACAAUACAGUUGAACACUUGGAAAGAAAUAAGAGUGGAAAGACUUCAGCUCCAAUAACAAGUCCCAGUUAUUCACCAUUGCAUACUUGUAAAGACAGUGUUUCAGAUGCAACUUUUAAGACUGCAGGUAUCAAACAACCGAUCAUGACGGACGAUUCAAACUUACAUUUUGAUGUAGCAAAUGAAACAAGUAGAAAAACUCUACAUAGUUUUAAGACUGUUGUAAGCAGUUGUAAAGAUACCGAGAUUGGAAAUAAAGUGAGAAACUCUGAACAAAGCAUCCAUCAAGCAUCAAAAAACGAACUGGAUAAAGAAUUGGAACGUGAUGUCGCAAGGUUUAAAAAUGAGGUAGGAAUGCUGCAGAUAGUGUUCCUGGCUUUGGAGAACGAAAAAGCCCAACUGCAAAAAGAGGUUGAAGAGGAAAAAAGAAAGCAGAAAUGGGAGGAAGUGGAGGUCGUUGGGAAAAAAGAAACUGCAAAUGUUGGGGGGAAACUGGCUGUGAAUAUUGAACAAAGGGAUCUAAAGCCCUCAGAAAAUGAAGGUGAAAUGAUGGAAGAAAGUCCAUUAAUGAGCAAAAUUUCCUCAGUAGAUAGAAAGGGAUUACUUACAGUAACUUUUAAGAAGGAAAAUCCUAUUGCCAAGGUGAAGGAUGUAGAAAAAACUGAAAAUAAAAAAUGGAUUUCAAAGCAGAAAACCAGUCAGGAGAUUAUUGAAAAUCUACAUGAACUUCAUGAUGACAGCAGUUUAAGUGAAGCAUCUUUGGAAGAAGAGAGACACCAAGCCCGAAAUGUGAAUGAAACAAAAAAGAUCUAUAGAGCAAUGGGAGUUGCCAAUGAUUUUGAUGACUUAACUCCGUCUUCAGAUACACCUACAGACGAUAUUGAGUUACCUACUUCAUUCUAUAGAGAAGCUAUGAUGUUGAUAGAAAAACUUAGUUUGGAUAGUAAAGCAGAUUCUGUGAGUCUCCUGAAAAUUCAAAAUAUAUGUCAUGAAUAUGAAAGUUUAAUUGAACGUGAAAGAGGAUGUUCUAUUCAUCUUCGAGGAAAAGUAAAAAAAAUUGAGAAUGAGAAAAAAGAGCAGCAGAGAAUACUGGAAGAAAUGACAGAAAUGAAAUCUACACUGGAUCAUAAAAAAGUUGAAUGGGAAAGUACUAUCAGCAGUCUCAAAUUUUCUUUGAAACAAGAAGAAGAAAAGAGGACAAGUGCUGAAAGGUUGUACGAGGAAAACCAAGAACAGUUAAGGAAGAAAGAGGAGCAGUACUAUAAACAAACAGAAGAAAAACAACAACUUGAGUUAAUGCUGAGAAGUCUGGAAAUGGAAUUUAGAACACUGAAAAACCACUUGAAACAGAUUGAAGAAGAACGCAAUGAAGCCCAGCAACAGCUGUCACAAGAAAAGUCUGCCAGAGCUCUGCAAGAGGGUAUUUUGAAUACUCACCUCUGGAGGCAGAAGGAAUUAGAGGAAGAGUUGAAAAAAACAGCAGCUAUACAGUCAGAGAUGACUGAUAAUCAUGCCCAAGAAAAGGAACUGUUAAAUAAAAAUCGAGUGCUCGAAGAUGAACUAACGGUGUUAAGAUUAGAGCUGGAACACAUAAGGGUCAAGCACCAGGAAGAGGAAACUAGAUAUUUGGAAGAAAAUGAAGCUUUGAAAGAAAAAAUAGAAGAACUUAAAAAGGAGCUGAAAGUAAAUGAAGAAACUUUGACUCAAACAAUUUUUCAGUACAAUGGACAAAUCAAUUUAUCAAAAACAGAAGUUGCAAUCCUAACAUCCAAAUUAGAGCAUUUUAAAGAAAAUAAAGAAAGAUUGGAGGGAGAACUUGACUCAGUUCGUUCCCGCUCGACUUCUGCUGCUCAGGAACUUGAACGAUGCCAGAUAAUGAAAAAUGAUCUUGAACGAACACUGCAACGAGAGUGCGAUGAAUGGCUUCGCUUGAAAGAGAAACUGAACCAUGAUCUGUGUCAUCUACGAGAAACAAACAAUGGCAUGUCUGAGCAAUUAAGAAAAGCUGAAAGUAAAGCUAAUAGUCUCGAACACGAACUUCAUCAGGUAACACAUAGUCUUAGAGAAAAAAGCAUGCAAUUAGAAAGCGUUCAAAGGGAUUUAAAUCAGGCACACUGUCUAGUGAAAGAACUCGAGAAUACGCGGCAAGUUGACAAGGAGCAAAUGAACAAAUAUGUGGUAAAACAGGAAUCUAUGCAGGAACGAUUAGCGCAGCUCCAGAGUGAAAAUCUUCUACUCCGGCAGCAAUUUGAAGAUUUUCAAAACAAGGGUAUUAUCAAAGAAAAAGUAGUGAGUGAUGUUCAAGAUCGAUUCAAUGAUAUUUUCAAUAAACUCAGAGCUGAUACUGAGAAACAAGUGCAGAUGAAGGAAGAGGUAAAUAAGGAAUUAAUUGCAAAAUGCAAUAAUUUGAAGGAGGAAGUCUUGAAAUAUGAAGCAGAGAAAGCAGAUAGAGAGGGUACAAUAAGGGAACUUAAACAAGAACUUGCAGAUUCUCUUAAAAAACAAUCCAUGUCAGAAGCUUCACUGGAAGUUUCUACACGUUAUCGUAUUGACCUAGAAGAAGAUAAGCAACAUCUUCAAAAGGAGAUAGACAGGAUGAAAUUCAAGUUGCAGGAGUCAGAAGAGCAACAUCUUCAGUCUGAAAGACACAUUCAUGAAUUUAAAAAUACUUUGAGUGACAAGGAACAAAAAUUACAAGAUCUGGUGGUAGAGUUAACAGGAACAAUUAAUUCUAAAAAACAAUUAGAAGACCAUAUACAGAGUCUUGAAAUAGAAAAUGCCAGACUGGAAGCAACAGCUGCUCAACAAGCUGGUCGAAUUGAGAUACUUCAAAAGGACCUGCAGAAUAGUGUCUCUAUUCACAGUCGUCUUGAGGAAUUGAUAAAUGGUUUACAAAGAGCAAAAGUCAAUUUAGAGGAACAACUAAAGCAACAGGUCCAGAAGCAAAGCAUAUUUUCAGCAACAGCGCAAGAUACUCAGAGUAUGUGGGAAGAAGAAGUAAAGUCAAAAUCAAAACUUGAAGCUCGCCUUUCUGAGCUUGAGAAGGAAAAGACAGAGCUAAUGGCUCAGUUGGAGCAUGAAAAGAAAAAAGUGAAGAAGUUAGUGGAGCUGAAGCGAUCGGUGGAAGCACGCCUAGAAGAAGAAAUGAAAAGAAACAUAGAACUACAAAAAGAAUGCAGCGGAGUUAAAAAGUUUCUAAAAACAGCUAAAAAGAAGAUAAAAGAAUAUGAGAGUCUAGAGAGUUCGUCUCUUACUACUAUACAUGGAGAAAUGAAGAACAGAUUCACUGAUGCUGAGAUGGAAGUUAGCAACCUAAGAACCAAGUUGGAGGUUGAGUCAGCGAGACGUGUUCAGGUGGAAUCUACAAAUUGUGAACUACGUGAUCAGUUGUCUUCCAUGAAAUUACUGGAGAGAAGCAAACAGCAGCUAGAAGAAGAAAUAACUAAUCUCAAACGCCAUAUACAGGACAAUAUGACGGACCUCAGUCAAAUUGAACAAUACAAGAGAGAGAUUGAAGAAAGAGCUAGGCAAGAUAUAAGUCAAAAACUGGAACAAGUCAAUUUGUUUUUGCAGACACAGGCUGCUUCACAAGAAACAAUGGAGCAGAUGAGAGCUACUAAUUAUGCUUCCUUGAGAAAUCAGCUGGAGAACAGAAUAAAAGAUCUAGAAUGUGAGCUGGCUAUACUGAGAAACAGACCGCAAGACAACAGCUUACAAAGAGAGUCCGUGCAUUCAGAAUUGGAAAGAUAUAAAGCACUGUACUCAGAAGAACGAAAAAUGAGAAAGUCUUUGGGAAGUAAAUUGGAUCGAGCUAAUGAGAAAUUAACAGAAGCCAGCACCAAACUCUUACAUGAGCGCCACAAAAGCAAGUCUUUACUUGCCAACAGUUUUAUGAGUGGCAGCUAUUCUUCAAGUCCUGUCUUGGAAACAGUUCAGGUGGGGAGUCUUGGCAGCAACUUAGCAUUAAGCAGAUCUCCUAGCUUUGGAGGUGCAUUCAUGAACCCAACGGGAAGUACAGCAUCUUCAAAAAUGAGAGUAGAAGCUUACCUAGCAAAGAUGCGGACAGAACUAGAAAAAACUAUCGCCAAGGAACUAGAACAAGCUACAGUUGAACUUGAUACCGGACCUGUUAGAGUCUCCCCUAUAGGAUCAAUUGAUGAAUCAUCAAAACAAGAUGAAGUGUCCAAGGCCAGAAAGGAGUAUCUCGAUGUUUUAAAGAAAAACUAUAUGAUUUGAGUAAAUUCUGAUGAGCUUGUAGAAUGAAGAUGCUUUAUAAUAUUAAAUAAACAAAAUGUAUUUUUUGUAGUUUGAAGUAUAUUAUAAAUUAUAAAUAUUUCAGGCAUUUUGCACUUGUCUGGAAAAAUGUAUAGCUGUAUAGCCAUAUGGUUCCUUUCAUUUGUUAUGAAAGCUGUAUUAUUAUUAUUAUUAUUAUUAUUAUUAUUAUUAUUAUUAGCAAAAACACACACUAGCCUAGAGAUGUUUUACAGAACUGUCCAUGUCCCCUUGUCCUGUAUAUUUAAAACCAAAGUAUUUCUUGACAUGUUUAGCAUAAUUUGCUACUUGAAAUGUUGUGCAGGAUUUGUCUGUCGUCGGGUAACAGUUAAAAUGCUGGUCUGAAACAUUUCUUGUGUACCUUUCCCUGCACUGUGUACAUUUACUACUUUUGUCACUAGUGAUUUUGCAUAGCUUAGGACUGCCAUAAGACAUUCAACAAUACAGUGGACGCUCGGGUUGCGAACGUGAUCCGUGCGGGAGGCACGUUCGCAACCCGCAGCAUUCACAACCCACAGCGCGUGUCUGCAGGCACAUCCAUGACCCAAAAAAACUCAACCUGAAGCAUCUGUAACCCAAGGUACCACUGUAGUGACUUUACUGCAGUAUUUAAAUGCUAUACUGACAGAAGUGCCAACAGACUUGUUAUUUGUAUUUUUAAAUGGUACAUAAAAUGCACUGAAGUUUUUAAUUGAAUAAAAACUGGUCUACACAGA
This is a messenger RNA of Podarcis raffonei (Aeolian wall lizard), 8578 nucleotides long. RefSeq names its product ankyrin repeat domain-containing protein 36A-like. The transcript is spliced from 39 exons. Bases 279 to 7826 code for a protein of 2515 amino acids. Gene Ontology annotation, molecular function: protein binding. The record is from RefSeq and is a predicted model, not a curated record. NCBI's taxonomy places the organism in Eukaryota, Metazoa, Chordata, Lepidosauria, Squamata, Lacertidae.